AUCCCUUCCCCCUCUGCCAAUUCCGGAAGGGAACCCUGUUACAAUUUCUUUCAAAUUGAAGCGUAGGACUUAUUUUACCAACACAAUCCGGAAUAGUCAACAUGGCGGCGCCCGUAAGAUACCUCAGUAGAGUCUUGAUACAUCAAAGGCGUAGCAUCUCUAAGAUGGCCUAUCAGACACCUCUUCAUCCUUGUUCUGCAGGCAUUCAGGUGCCCAGUAGACAUUUUGCUGCUGCUAGGAAGCCUGAAAAGAAAACAAAAAAAGGUACCAAAGGAAAAACAUCAGACGAAAAAAAAGAUGAGAUAGAAAAAAUAAAGUCAUAUCCCUUUAUGGAAGGUGAACCUGAGGAUGACGUCUACUUAAAACGCUUAUAUCCAAGGCAGAUAUACGAAGUGGAGAAAGCUAUUCAUUUACUUAAGAAAUUUCAAAUUCUGGACUUUACGAAUCCAACACAAGGAGUUUAUCUUGAUUUGACACUGGAUAUGGCACUGGGGAAGAAGAAAAAAGUGGAGCCAUUUGCCAGUGUUCUUAGGUUGCCGUACCCAUUCAUUUCAGAAGUCAAUAAAGUUGCUGUAUUUACAGGGAGUGCAUCAGAGAUUAAAAUAGCAGAAGAAAAUGGAGCUGCAUAUGCAGGAGGAACUAAUCUCAUUCAGAAGAUUUUGGAUGAUGAGAUUCAAUCAGACUUUUAUGUAGCUGUUCCAGAAAUAAUGCCCGAGCUUAAUCCUUUAAGGAAGAAACUGAAGAAAAGAUUUCCAAAGCUUACUCGAAAUUCCAUUGGCCGUGACAUCCCCAAAAUGCUUGAGUUAUUUAAAACUGGACAUGAAAUUAAGGUAGAUGAAGAAAGGGAAAACUUUCUCGAAACCAAAAUAGCAACCCUGAAUAUGUCAAGUGACGAGAUAGCUGCCAAUCUGCAGGCUGUUAUCAGUGAAGUUUGUAGGCACAGACCACUGGAUUUGGGACCCUUUGUGAUCCGAGCUUUCCUUCGUAGUUCAACAAGUGAAGGUUUAUUACUAAAGAUCGAGCCAUUGUUGCCUAAAGAGGUAGAAACCAAAGAAAAUAACAAAGAAGCUGCCUGAAACUGUUGUAUUGUGAAGUUUUUUUUAAGUGGAUUAAGGAGAAACAAAAUUAUAAAACUGUAAUUUCUACAUUUGGUGUCUUGUUAUUUCUUGAUCAUCAUACUUAAAAGUGUAUUUUCACACUGGAAAAUCUGACAACACUUUCAACAAUAAGAAAAUAAGAUACUGUCUAUGUUUGAAACUACCUUUUAGAUCCUAUUAAAUCUCCUUUCUUAGAAUUCAUAUUUUACAUGCUGAAAUUAUAGCAGCAAUUUCUAGCUUAAUAACCUUCCCUCGAGAACUACACCAUCUGAGGGAAAAAUAACAUCCUCGAUUCCCCUAGGAGGGAGACUGGCAGAGUCAUGAGCUAGAUCAUAAAUGUGACUGUUUUCUAAAGAAAAAAUAUGGAAAAUGUUGGAAAAUGUUCAUUCUAAAAAAUUCUGAAUGUUACUUUGAUAAUAUGGAUAUAGAAAUGACUAAACAAUUAAAAUGCGAGUGGGAAAUUA
This is a messenger RNA of Artibeus jamaicensis (Jamaican fruit-eating bat), 1561 nucleotides long. RefSeq names its product mitochondrial ribosomal protein L1 (gene MRPL1). Gene Ontology annotation, molecular function: structural constituent of ribosome; RNA binding. Gene Ontology annotation, cellular component: mitochondrion; large ribosomal subunit. The coding region runs from base 102 to 1076 and encodes 324 amino acids. NCBI's taxonomy places the organism in Eukaryota, Metazoa, Chordata, Mammalia, Chiroptera, Phyllostomidae. The transcript has 9 exons. Gene Ontology annotation, biological process: translation. The record is from RefSeq and is a predicted model, not a curated record.